This is a messenger RNA of Drosophila santomea, 2594 nucleotides long. RefSeq names its product probable cytochrome P450 4d14 (gene Cyp4d14). The record is from RefSeq and is a predicted model, not a curated record. The transcript is spliced from 3 exons. Bases 990 to 2513 code for a protein of 507 amino acids. NCBI's taxonomy places the organism in Eukaryota, Metazoa, Arthropoda, Insecta, Diptera, Drosophilidae. Gene Ontology annotation, molecular function: iron ion binding; heme binding; monooxygenase activity.
AUUAAAAUAAAUAGUUUGCAGAGGAAGCGGUUGAAGUCAUCAAUCAAUGGAGCAAUCGAUUUAAUAUAUGAUUUAUAUAUAAUUCAAAUUUUAUGAGUAAUGGGGUUUCAAGUUCAAUAACAACGACAUUUGUACCCGCUCGUCAGUUCGAGUAGUGCAUUAUAUAGGGGGUUCUGGUUCGACCUGUUAUAGAACAGCUUCCCAGCGAUUCUCUCAGUUUUUCCCCAACUUUAUGGAUUUAAGAGAGUCGGGAUCGAAUGCAGUUUUAUGCUGUGCACUUGGUGCUGCAUAGUUUUGAGCUUGCAAGAAGGAUCUUAUUUAUAAGAUCAAUCAAUAGGAGCAAUCAAUACCUUGAUAAGGUAUGUUCGAUAAAACCAAGAGGAUCUCGGCAUCAUUUCAAGAGUUAAUUUGAAUUUGCAGGCUAGCUAUCUAUAUCUAUCUAUCUAUAUUUGCUUUUUUAGUUCCAAGAGUCUAACAACCAGCAGCUUUCGAUCUAAUCAGCAGCCAGCAGUGGCCGAGUGCUCUGGCAAAUCCAUGUACUAAUAUGAAGAUAGCGCCACGUGAACUUUCCCAGGCCCCCGUCCAACGUUAUCCACGGCGGUGGGCGGAACUUUGUCCUAAUCAAUCGGAACUUCGUAUAGAAGCGAAGUGCGCAUAGUGGUCAUAGAAGCGAAAGUGCGCCAACGCAUCUCGCAGAUCUUAUUUUCCUUCAUAGAAAUCCAUAUGGGCAUGGAAGCUGUAAGUCUCCCCACCUCCCAUGGUCAUGGCACCAAGUGCCGCAUGGUUUUGACCCCGGUCAUAGUUUUUGGCCUUCGCAUUGGUUUUCGGCUUCAUUGCCCUGAUUGUGGACUUCUUAUCGCAAUCCGCGCCAGCUACAAAACAGCCCCGCCGCUGAGCAAACACAAGCAGUCGAUGGCCAACGGUGCCAGCGUAAAUAGAUCCAUCCCAUUUUCAACCCAGAGUGCCGAAUCGGAAUCCCAAAAAAAAACAUGUAUCUAGAGCUCUUGGCCAUUUUCCUGGCGACCGUUUUCGCGUGGGAUUAUUUGCGAAACAGGCGGCACAACAAGAUGUACGCCGCCGCUGGAAUCCGAGGACCCAGGAGCUAUCCUCUGGUGGGAAACGCUCCCAUGCUGAUCAAUGAGUCCCCCAAAACUGUCUUCGAUCUGCAGAACCGACUGAUUGCAGAGUUUGGUAAAAACAUAAGAAUUCAGAUGUUGGGCGAACGUGGCUUCAUAACCGCUGACCCAAAAAUGAUUGAGGCGAUCAUGAGCAGCCAGCAGACCAUUCAGAAAAACAAUCUUUAUGGGCUCCUGGUCAAUUGGCUCGGCGAUGGACUGCUCAUUAGCAAAGGCAAAAAGUGGUUCCGCCGCAGGAAGGUCAUCACACCCGCAUUCCACUUCAAGAUCCUGGAGGACUUCGUCGAGGUCUUUGACCAACAGAGCGCCAUUAUGGUCCAGCAGCUGUACGAUCGGGCGGAUGGCAAGACGGUGAUAAAUAUGUUCCCGGUGGCUUGCCUGUGUGCCAUGGACAUCAUUGCGGAAACGGCCAUGGGUGUGAAAAUUAAUGCUCAGCUCCAGCCGCAGUUCUCCUACGUUCAGUCGGUCACAACUGCCUCUUCAAUGUUAGCUGAACGCUUCAUGAACCCCCUCCAGCGCUCGGAGUUAUCCAUGAAGAUCCUCUAUCCGAAAUUGACAGCCAAGCUGAAUGAAUCCGUGAAGAACAUGCAUGACUUCACCAACUCGGUAAUCACUGAGCGACGCGAGCUCCUACAGAAAUCCAUUGCCGAUGGAGGAGAUGCCGACGCUGCCCUUCUUAACGAUGUGGGUCAAAAGCGUCGCCUGGCCUUGCUGGAUGUGCUGCUGAAGUCCACAAUCGAUGGGGCUCCGUUGAGCAACAGUGACAUCCGCGAGGAGGUCGACACCUUUAUGUUUGAGGGGCACGACACUACGACCAGUAGCAUUGCUUAUACCUGCUAUUUGCUAGCUCGUCAUCCAGAGGUUCAGGCUCGCGUCUUCCAGGAGGUCCGAGAUGUUCUCGGGGAUGACAAGUCGGCUCCAGUUACGAUGCAGCUCCUGGGCGAGCUCAAGUACUUAGAGUGCGUGAUAAAGGAGUCGUUGCGCCUGUUUCCCUCGGUGCCGAUCAUUGGACGCUACAUCACCCAGGACACCUUACUCGACGGCAAGCUUAUUCCCGCCGACUCGAAUGUGAUUAUCCUUAUUUACCAUGCUCAGCGCGAUCCAGACUACUUCCCUGAUCCGGAGAAGUUCAUUCCUGAGCGUUUCAGCAUGGAGCGCAAGGGCGAGAUCAAUCCAUUUGCCUACACUCCCUUCUCCGCCGGCCCGAGGAACUGCAUCGGCCAGAAGUUCGCAAUGCUCGAGAUGAAGAGCACCAUUAGCAAAAUGGUGCGACACUUUGAGUUGCUGCCUCUUGGCGAGGAAGUCCAGCCCGUUAUGAACAUUAUCCUGCGUUCGUCCACGGGAAUCAAUUGCGGUCUCAAGCCACGCGUCUAUUAGGUGUUCCGGGAUUGAGAUUUUUUUUUAUCUAGUUGUAAGUGAGCGAUUCUGUAAAUAUUUGAAUAAAAUACUUGUACAUAA